AUGAUUCUCCAAAGUGAUGGCACUCUAUACAUUGGAUCUUUUUACCAAUAACACUUGGAGGGCUAUAGUUUGGUAAUCAAUCCAGAUGGAUGUAAUACAGAUCUAAAUAUUAGCAUAUUAUUAUGGCUUAUUUAAGAAAUCCAAACCAAAAGAUGUAGGUCUGUAUAAAUUAAAAAACUCCUGUCUUAAGAUAUUUUGGGGAGAGGAUGACUCAAUUAAAAAGGUUGAAGACAUCAAAAAUAUAGGCUUCUUGCAAAAUAUUAUAACUUUUAAGAAUAAUUGUUAUGGUAAUAAAAUACUCAUUAAAAUUAAUCCAUUGACUUAUGGUGUUGCUAAAAAUUAAAAGUAUGAUGGAUUUACAGUCAUGCAUUAUAAAAAUGGAGAUAUUUAUUAUGGGAGCAUAAUAAAAGGAAAAUAGAAUGAAGAAGGCAUUCAUUAUAAUAAUUAUUUUUAGGAAUGGUAUUGGAAUAAGUAUGCAAAUGGAAAAUUAAUAUCUCACUAACUCUACGGAAAGAAUCUUGUACCAAGAGAAUUGAUAAGUAAUAAUAUAAAAUAAUUAAUUAGGCAAACUCUUUAAUAAGUUAAACUAUAGGUCUAAUUAAAUAAACAUGGUGUCUCUCUCUAAUAUACAACAAUUAAUUAUAAAUUAGUUGUUACUCAAUAAUUAAUAAAAUCAUUUAUCUUUUGCCUCAACUGUUCAAAGUGCCCAUCCUACUCAUAGGGAAAUUCUCUCAUAAAUUUUGAUUGAUGAUGAAGAUACUAAUAAUAAUGAAGAAUUGGAAAUUUUGCAAGAUUCCAAAAUUGAAUAAAUUGAUUAAGAAUUACACAUCUACAACUAAAAUUAUUAAAAUGAUGAAAUUGAGGGUAAGUUAUCUAAAUGUUAAACAGAUAAAGCAUUGUUAAAAAUUGAAAAAUAAUAAAGACUAAAUAAUUUUUUGACGCAGCCCUCUCCAUCAAAGUCUCCAAAAGAUAAUAGAUAACAAAAAACGACUUCAAGUUCAAUGUAUUCGACAACAAAAAUGACGAUAUAUAAACGAUCUGUUUCACCUAUUUUUACAACAGUUCGUCACUUGUUUUCAGUAAUCAGAAUUUGA
Messenger RNA from Paramecium octaurelia, 1094 nucleotides. NCBI's taxonomy places the organism in Eukaryota, Ciliophora, Oligohymenophorea, Peniculida, Parameciidae. The record is from the annotation of a GenBank genome assembly.